Messenger RNA from Lindgomyces ingoldianus, 1414 nucleotides. RefSeq lists its product as uncharacterized. Gene Ontology annotation, biological process: ribosomal large subunit biogenesis. The transcript is spliced from 3 exons. Gene Ontology annotation, cellular component: preribosome, large subunit precursor. NCBI's taxonomy places the organism in Eukaryota, Fungi, Ascomycota, Dothideomycetes, Pleosporales, Lindgomycetaceae. The coding region runs from base 145 to 1200 and encodes 351 amino acids. The record is from RefSeq and is a predicted model, not a curated record.
AAUCAACUAAGUUCUCAUUGUCUGUAAUUACCCCUGCGCCUUCGCACCUUACACAGGGGCACCUUCAUAUUUACACAUUAACCGAUCUAUAUUCAGGCUUCCACUCUUCCUACAUCUUCCAACAGAAAAAGAAGCAAUUUCAGAAUGACUUCGAAGUUGCCUAUGUUUCCUUGCAAUACUUGCUCUAUUACUUUCAAAACUAGCGAGCUUCAGCGUUCGCAUAUGCGACAGCCUUGGCAUGUACAUAAUCUAAGGCGUCGUUUAGCUGAAUUACCAGCAUUAUCGGAAGAACAGUAUGAUACAGAAGCCAAGAGCCAGGAAAUAAUCCCUCGACAGAAGGACAUCGAUGAGAAAGGGAAAAAGCGAAUCUCCUCAUGCGAUGCCGAAGUCGAAUCUGAUUCCAUUUCAGAAGAUAUACCUGAGGCUGAAUAUAAGAUCUCUAAGAAGAUUCCUCCAACGCAAUGCCUCUUCUGCAACCUAGACUUGCCGACUCUUAAUGCGAAUAUAGACCAUAUGUCAUCCCUACAUGGCCUUUUCAUCCCCUCACCAGAGCAAUUAUCAGACAUGGAAUCUUUCCUUGGAUACCUUGCAAUCAUUAUAUUCGAAUAUAAUGAAUGUCUCUAUUGCGGUCUAGAGAAAGGCACUGUGGAUGGGGUGCAGACACAUAUGCGAGAUAAGGGCCAUUGCAUGAUCAAGAUGAACGCAGAAUCUGAGCUUCUUGACUUUUGGGAGCUUUCCGAUAGCGGGGAUGAAGGCCAAACCGAAGAUGUAGAGCGUACGAAGAGUGCUGCAAUCAAGCUAUCUGGGACAGAAAUGAGGCUUCCUUCUGGGGUUGUUAUCAAUUCUCGCUCUGAUGCUACUCAGAUUCGUACUAAACCGGGACUUGCACAAUCGAGGACAAAAGAUUCGCAAUAUAGAAUCAAGAGAGCUGAGAUGAGGACUACUGCAGGAGAAAAUCAAGAGAUGGCAGAUAAAAAACAAAGUAGACCCUCACGCAGCAACGACCGCCGUGUCGCUGUUCGUGGUGAAAUGGGGCUGGUUGGUAUUCCGGAGAGCCAAAGGCGUGCUUUGCAGAUUACCGAGAAAAAGAUGAAGAGGAGGGAAGCAGUUGCUAAAGCUGCACAGCGAUACGCGGCGGAGCAGGAGCCAAUUAAGGCAAAGUACUACAAGACAGAAGCUCCUAUAUACCAGGCUGGAUAAUCAAGCUCAAGGCCUUUUAUAUACUCAACCGUUCCGCUUCCCUAUAUUUGCGGUAACCACACCCUUCCCAGGAAAUUCCUUCAUGGAAGCCAACAAACUCAAUCACGCAUUUUCUCCUGGAGGAUGAGGAAACCGCUUUUCCGGUUGUAGAUAAUCCUAAUAAUUCGGAAACUCAUACGCCUCAAAACGCGUCCCGGUAGCAUCCUCAGUCUUG